Messenger RNA from Bombina bombina (fire-bellied toad), 948 nucleotides. RefSeq names its product olfactory receptor 1019-like. NCBI's taxonomy places the organism in Eukaryota, Metazoa, Chordata, Amphibia, Anura, Bombinatoridae. Gene Ontology annotation, biological process: sensory perception of smell; G protein-coupled receptor signaling pathway. Gene Ontology annotation, cellular component: membrane. The record is from RefSeq and is a predicted model, not a curated record. Gene Ontology annotation, molecular function: odorant binding; olfactory receptor activity; G protein-coupled receptor activity. Bases 1 to 948 code for a protein of 315 amino acids. The transcript has a single exon.
AUGAUCAAUAAAAUUGAUAGGAACAACUGGACAUUGGUGUCUGACUUUGUCCUCUUGGGAUUUACGGAAAAUAAAAAACUAAAGCUGCCUCUCUUUGUGUUUUUUUCUCUUGUAUACUUUCUUACAGUCCUCUGUAACAUUGGUAUGGCCGUCAUUAUAUGGAUCUCUCCACAACUUUAUGUAGCCAUGUACAUAUUUCUUUUUAAUCUUUCCCUCCUUGAUACCUUUUUCUCUACAUGUAUUUGUCCUAAGAUGUUAGCCACUUUUAUAACAAAGACACACAUCUCAUUUAUAGAGUGUGCAACACAGUUGUUUUUUGGAGUGACUUUUGGAACCUCAGAAUGUUUUAUCCUUGUUUUUAUGGCAUAUGACAGAUAUGUUGCAAUAUGCAGCCCCCUGAGUUAUCUAGUCAUCAUGACCAAUAAACUUUGUUUUACUCUAGUAACAAUAUCACAUAUCACUGGCGUUCUUCAUUCACUUAUCCACACUGUUGCCACCUUCAGCAUUUCUUUCUGCAAGUCUAAAAUUCACCACUUCUUUUGUGAUAUCCAUCCACUCUUGAAGCUCUCUUGCCAAGAAACAACUACCAAUGAGAUCCUGUUGUUUGCUUUCACUGGCUCUAUCACCAUGUUUUGCAUUAUGGCAAUUCUUCUAUCAUACCUCUGCAUUGUGUGUGCUAUUUUUAAAAUAAGUUCUGCUGGUCUCAGACACAGAACUUUUUCCACUUGUAGCUCACAUCUGAUAUCUGUAUUGUUAUUCUAUGGAAGCACAAUGUUUACAUAUGUUAGACCCAAUUCCAAAUAUAAAGAGCAAGAUCUUUCAGGGUCUAUUUUUUACACUGCAAUAAUACCUAUGUUGAACCCAUUCAUAUACAGUCUAAGAAACAGAGAUGUAAAAAAUGCAAUUAGAAAAACUUUAGGAGCAAGAAUACUUUGUAAUGGUUUAUGA